GCCAGUAGAGGCCGUGACUACAUUUCCCAUGAGGCGCCGCGGCCGCCGCCGGAAGCGCGGUGCCGUCGCGGGGGGUUGUGGGAGGAGGGCCUCUUCCUUUCCGGCGUGGGGCGCCAUCGGGUGAGGGGUAGCCAGCCAUGGGUGCCUACAAGUACAUCCAGGAGCUAUGGAGGAAAAAGCAGUCGGACGUGAUGCGGUUCCUCCUGCGCGUGCGCUGCUGGCAGUACCGCCAGCUCUCUGCCCUGCACCGCGCUCCGCGGCCGACCAGGCCAGACAAGGCUCGCAGGCUGGGAUAUAAGGCCAAGCAAGGUUAUGUUAUCUACCGUGUCCGCGUUCGCCGUGGUGGCCGCAAGCGCCCUGUCCCAAAAGGUGCAACCUAUGGCAAACCUGUGCAUCAUGGUGUUAACCAGCUGAAGUUUGCCCGCAGCCUCCAGUCCGUAGCAGAGGAGCGUGCUGGCCGUCACUGCGGGGCUCUGCGAGUGUUGAACUCCUACUGGGUGGGGGAGGAUUCCACGUACAAGUUUUUUGAAGUGAUCCUGAUCGACCCCUUCCAUAAGGCCAUCAGGCGCAACCCUGACACGCAGUGGAUCACCAAGCCCGUCCACAAGCACAGGGAGAUGCGUGGCCUGACGUCAGCUGGGCGCAAGAGCCGUGGCCUGGGCAAGGGCCACAAAUUCCAUCACACCAUCGGUGGCUCGCGCCGCGCUGCCUGGAGGAGACGCAACACCCUGCAGCUGCACCGCUACCGCUAAUUCUUGUAAACACAACGAUCUAAUAAAGCUGAGCGGGUUCUUGAAUUUAUCUAAA
Molecule: messenger RNA, 807 nt
Organism: Cygnus atratus (black swan)
Lineage: Eukaryota; Metazoa; Chordata; Aves; Anseriformes; Anatidae
Gene: RPL15
Product: ribosomal protein L15
Exons: 4
Coding region: 138-752 (204 amino acids)
Biological process (GO): cytoplasmic translation
Cellular component (GO): ribosome; cytosolic large ribosomal subunit
Molecular function (GO): structural constituent of ribosome; RNA binding
Source: RefSeq, a predicted model, not a curated record